GCAUUAGAAAUCCUCUCUCACCAAGUGAUUUAAAACGACUUCAGAUCAGACAUCUGCAUCUUUACUCUUCACCCGUCCUGACCCUCUUCUCCCCUGCAGCCUGACUAACUUACCCUCCUCUGUAGUGAACCGCGUCUGGAGAGCACACGGACAAGAGUGGCGUGCUUUCAGCCACUCUGCGAUCUCAGCGCUGCCGUUGAGUCCACCGCCGAGCGCUACAUGUACACAGCCAGCUGUCGUACUUCCCUGUCUGUUUCUGCAUCCCGCUGUACGCACUUCACUGAGCAGCAUCUCCUCGCUCCUUCUUCUCCGUGUUUUUACUCUACCCCUGCUGCGCAGUGCCGGUCCAGAACCACCUCAGCAAAAUGACCGAAACGGAAAACCGGAAUCAUCACGCUGGCAAGCAACAGAACGGAGGGGCCAUGGAGGAAACAUCGACGGUGGAGGAUGUUUUUGACGACACCUAUAGAGAGAAAGAGGGCCCCAAACCGCCGAGGAGGCUGGUGUGGAGAAAUAUCAUAUUGAUGAGCGUCCUACAUGUUGGUGCGCUGUAUGGACUGACUAUCCUUCCUUCCGCAUCGGGUUUAACUCUUGCAUGGACUGCAGUAUGCUACCUUGUCAGUGCUCUUGGUGUGACUGCUGGUGCACACAGAUUAUGGAGUCACAGAUCCUAUAAGGCUUCUCUUCCCCUGCGAGUCUUUCUUGCUCUUGCAAACUCCAUGGCCUUUCAGAAUGACAUAUAUGAGUGGGCGAGGGACCACCGUGUCCACCACAAAUACUCUGAAACGGACGCAGACCCCCACAAUGCCAAGAGGGGGUUCUUCUUUUCCCACAUUGGUUGGCUGCUGGUUCGCAAACAUCCUGAUGUCAUUGAAAAGGGCAGAAAACUGGAGCUGUCAGACCUGAAGGCAGAUAAAGUGGUUAUGUUUCAAAGACGGCACUACAAACUGUCUGUGGUGAUUCUUUGCUUCCUGGUGCCCACGUUGGUGCCCUGGUACUUCUGGGGUGAAUCCUUGGGUGUGGGAUACUUUAUCCCUGGGCUCCUGAGGUAUGCUGUGAUUCUCAAUGCCACCUGGCUGGUCAACAGUGCUGCGCACAUGUGGGGCAACAGGCCUUAUGACAAGACCAUUAACCCGAGGGAAAACCGGCUGGUGGCUUUCAGUGCCAUAGGGGAAGGCUUCCACAACUACCAUCACACAUUCCCCUUUGACUACGCCACCAGUGAGUUUGGCUGCAAGCUCAAUCUCACUACUGCCUUUAUAGACUUCAUGUGCUUCCUGGGUUUGGCCAAGGACCGCAAGAGGGUGAUGAAAGAAACCAUCACUGCCCGCGUACAACGAACCGGCGACGGCAGCUACAAAAGUGGCUGAGCACACUAGUUUUGAACUCUGCUGAUUGAUACUGAUAUGUUGAACCGAGACAGAUCGUAGCAACAGGUAUAGCAGCAUUUCAGUGACAGGGGGGUGAUUACCAUGCUUCUGAUUAUCAGUUAAACCUCUUCCUGAGACUAAUAUUGGCUUUAAAGAGCUGUAGACCUUUCCAUAAAUUGUGUGGGUCUCCCUUAAGUUUUGAAGUGUCCUCACUGACUAUUAGCCACAGCUAGCAACUUGGCUAUAUCAGCGCAGCUUUUUCAAUAUAAUAUAAAAUCGGCAUGGACAGAAUUACAAAGGCUAGUUUGGAUUUAAGCCUCUUUUGGCAGCAUUAGCACUGCCAAAAAAAAGCCUUUGUGGAGCAGUGUGUGAAAACAGCAUUAAAGAAUAAUAUACUCUAUUUCUUAGUUGUUAGUGUUCUAUUUAUUGAUAGUCUUUGGCACUUUAAAGCUUUAUUGAAACCUUUAACAGCGAGGUUUCUCUACAGGCAAGAUUGAAGGCCUUUUGCUUUAACUUUGACUUUGAUUCCACAGGGAGUGGUGUUUCUUCUUGAUAUCCAUUUGUCUUUUUCAAGCCAAGGUUUUUCUUUAGGUAAGCAAAUAGUCUUACUAAAUCAUAAACUGCCAUAUUCAAUAGCAGCACUAAGACAGUCAACCCUGUGUCAUUAAUAUUAAGAUGUGCUAUACUUUUUCUUUAUCUGAAAAGAGAGAGUAAUUUGCAUUUGUUUGGUAUUCAUUUGAAAUACUUCAAGAAAUAAAGUCUCCCUCCUCCACAGAUAAGGCCAAAGAGGCAUGUGUGGGAGGUGCUUUUACCUUUUUGUGCUGUGUUUGGUUGAAACGUGUCAGGAAUCUUGCCCAAAUGCCUUAUGAGGGUUGCACACGUGUUAUGAGACUAAAUUAAGGCCUAAAUUUUCUGUCUUAUCACAGCUGUGUGGUGUCUGCUUUUAAGAAACUCUUCAAAAAUUUAAAUCCUAUUUUGAGUGGACAAACUGGGACCAUUCAACAAAUCCUGAAAAAAAUGAUGGAUUGCUAUGAUUUAUGUAUUAUUUAUUUAAUUUCGUUUUUGGAUCCAAAUAAAUACUUUGUUUCAAAAUAAGAUCCAAACUUGUGAUGAUGUCACUAACGAUCCUGCUGUAGUAUUUGUCACACUUCCUCUUUUACAGAGUGGCAAUUUUUUACAGUGUUAACUUCUUGAAGUUUGAAUGCCUUAAAAAAUGGCACAUUUUUUCAGAGAAUGUUUUUGCCCACUGUAUGUACCUUAAAUAAACCAAAUUUUCUACUUGUGACAAAGUAUGUUUUGCUGUUUUUGUUGGAAUUCUGUAAUACUCCUUCAUAUACUGAAUAAAAAAAAUUUGACCGCA
Messenger RNA from Scatophagus argus, 2730 nucleotides. It is a transcript of the gene scdb, whose product is annotated as stearoyl-CoA desaturase b. The transcript is spliced from 6 exons. The record is from RefSeq and is a predicted model, not a curated record. Gene Ontology annotation, biological process: unsaturated fatty acid biosynthetic process; response to fatty acid. Lineage: Eukaryota; Metazoa; Chordata; Actinopteri; Scatophagidae. Gene Ontology annotation, molecular function: stearoyl-CoA 9-desaturase activity; palmitoyl-CoA 9-desaturase activity; iron ion binding. Gene Ontology annotation, cellular component: endoplasmic reticulum membrane. The coding region runs from base 366 to 1370 and encodes 334 amino acids.